AUGCGAACCGUCAAGAAACUACUUUCGCCCCUGCUAUCAUGCUUCGGUGUCCACAGCCAUGAGGAUGAGUACGAGGCUUCCGACCUCAAGUCACUACCCCAUCCUGCUUCGGCUUCGUCAAUAUCCUUGCCAGCGAACACCGUGCCCCAUUCGGUUGACCAUUCCGGCUCGCAUGCUGCGGAUACAGAUGCUCUGCGGCAGAUAUUCAGGUCAUCUUCCUCCGUCCGAGGCUAUCAGACUGCUUCCAGACGACAUGAACGUUCACGUCCGAGAGAAUCUUCAUUCGACGCCGAUUUCAAGUUCGGAGCCGGGCAUUCUGAUGAUCACAAGCAGCCAGGCCGCAUCGAGCAAUUUGGAAAACACAUUAGGCAGAAAAUGUCAGAGUCACGACUGAGUAAGAGCAGUUCUAGAAUGCAAGGUGAAUCGGAAGAUGCUGGUCGGUUGGCCAAAUUACCCCAGCCAAUGCCAUUGGAAGUAGAGCACCAUGAAGCAGCCUUGAGUCAACGUUCUACGGGACUCCUGGAGCUACUCAUGUCCGGAUCAGGCAGUCAAGGUGGCUACGACAGCGACGCCAAAAGUAUCCAAAGUACAAUGCUAAAAUGUAGUGACGGGACCCUCAAAUUGAGCCCAAAAGCUGCGGAGGUAUUACUGCGCACUCCUUCCGAAAAGUCCUCCAUCAAACAUGACCUCGUACGAAGUUCUCCUACGAAGCCGACCGCACGUUCAGCCCUUGGAUGCACAUCACCUUCCACUCCCUCUGGGUCAUUGUUGUUUUUGGAUGGACAGACUGAUUCUACCAACAAGCCCCCUGAGCAGUCGGAUGAUGUUUUCAACGACGGUGUCGUCGACCUGCCUCGGCUGCACGCUUGCGCGACCACCGAAUUGGACUCAGUCAACCUCGAGGCCCCCAACUUGGACCUUCACAAGGAUGAAGAUGCUCCAGGGUUUCAGAAAAGAAUGAGCGAUAUAAUUGACGUUGGGAAAGGAGCCAGUGGUGUUUCAACGGCAGACCACAACCGGAGCAGCCUGGUCUCCAAUCUCGACACGAGCUUGAUCAACGCAAUAGCUCAUUUUGGGGAGCCCGGGUCAGCAGAGAUUGCAGCUUCUGGAGAAGAGAGGCCAGGAGUCACCCUGGAUCAGGCAAACCCGGCCACUGGUGUUGCAUCUUCCUCUCGUACCGCCAUGAUACCCAGCAAAGAUGAUGGGUCAGGCAGGGACGUCGCCUGCGUGGACGAGUCCGACUGCAAUUCCAUCCAUCUUUUCAACAUGCGGAUCUCGCAGAGAUUGGCAAGCCCAUCAUUUGUCGCUGGAAGCUCUCGCCCGGAUACUAGCCACACCACUACGAAUCUCUCCAACGAGAACUCGAUAGAACACUGUCCACAUCUGAGUUCGCCAUCUAGUAACACGGCAGGUACCACAACCUCCGAACACAAUCGCCUCCCGUCAGAUCCACAAACGAAGCGUCUCUUUGAGAAUGAGACCACUGGAGAUACACAACGACAGGUAUGGAGACCUAGCACGUCCAGUACCUAUCUCUCGCAAUACGGGGGACGUCGACCAAUUGUGAGUCGAGGCGAGGCCUCCUCCUGCUAUUGCAGUGAUGACGAAGAUGGCGAACUGGACGAACGAAACGGUAGCUUACCGCGGAGGAACCCGAACAGCAUCGCAAUUGGUGGUAGGUCAGAAUCUAUGAGUCUUCCUCUUCGAUCAACCAAUCCCAGCAUGAGUCACUUCACUCUGCCCGAGGAGCGUGCCUGGUUUGGCAGGCUCUCGUUACAGCAGCAACGAGGUGCUAUCGACGAGCAGAAACUUGGUCGACUCAUCAGCCGCCACAGAAGCGUAAGUAUGCCAGACAAAACUGCCGAAGGAAGAAUAACGGGGCCAACAAUUGCCGCAAGACAACAAAAGGACUCCACCGAAGCUGACGAAGCUUUAAGUGAAAUCAGUUACGGGAAGUUGCAAGAUGCCAGAAGAGAACAACUCACGGAGAUUAGUGCGCAGGAGGCUCAGGACUCCUUCAACGAGAGACUGAGCGAGAUCGAAGUUCCACAAAAGGACAUGCUAGUCAGGUCAGAGAGUCGUUCUGGGGCUCACUGUUUACCAUUGUGGUCAAGUUCCCGACAAUGCUCAACAGCUUCUGACGUACCACUUGAUGGUCGAUGCGAUAAGCCUACUUUGCAUGAAUCAACCACCGACAUCUGGAGGAGGACUCUGAAACGUGCUCUAGAUGAGCCGGCUGACUAUCCCAUGGGCACCUUCCUCACCGCACCCAAGUUUGACCGCGAUGGAAGGAGAAGAAGUGUAAGGUCAAGUCUCGGUAACAGCAACUCAAAUCCAGAUAUCCCCGCCCAUCCCUCAGCAGCCCCAAAAAGGGCAGUCAAUGCGCUUCGGUCACGACAACGACUUUCUGUGUCUGAAGAGAUACCCCGAGAUAACCCUGAACGGCAUCAUGAAGGAAUCCUUCCGAAGAGAAGCAUCGCCUUUAAGGAGACACGACCAGCGGCUGAGGCCCUUUCGAUCGAAAAAAAUCGCAAAAAGAGCCUACUUGAUUUUGGAAAACGGUUUGCCAUACCAAGUUCCGCAGAUGAUGAGCCAGGUAGCUUGAGCUCGAGUACACCUUUGAAAGAUCUGUUUGGAGCUUGGAGUCGUUUUCCAAGUCAUACAAGAAAUGAAAGAUGUGGACCAGCAGGGACCAAUGAUGGUGUUAUUGUCAGGGAUUUUGCCGAAGGCGUGUCAUAUGAUGUUGAUGCUCCGAAUUCAACACCAGAGACGGCAUGGGACGGGUCUUUGACAUCCCGAGGGAUGCAAACGCCGAGAGGUUCACUGAAACUGUUAUAUUUUGGCCGCAAAAGUCGCAUGGACAAAGGAAAGACGAGAAGCAUGCCUCUCCCCCGGACUAUCGACCAGAGUCCGGCAUUUCGUGCAAAGAAAAGCCGCCGAGGUCUCGUCGGAAAAUGGAAGAAAAUCUACAGAAGCAGCAGCUCGGAUCUCAAGGUGUAUAUCGGCCAAUACGGUCAUCGAAGCAGUAUCAGCCUUGGUUUGAAGGCCAAGAAUCCGGACCUUGAAUCUAUUCCAGGGCUAGACCACUUUCGUGGUCAUUCAGAUUCGGACGCCGCAAAAGAUGGCCACAAAUGUGAGGCUACCACACCGAUGACCAAGGGUGAAGCAACACCCUUGAACUUUGAACCAUGGACCCAAGUAUACAAAGACUGCGUUGGUAGUCUUUCAGCGCUCCGAAGCGAUGCUGACAUAGGCAGCAUGAGUGAGUGGACAGACCAAGUUUGCGAAGGCAAUGAGACGUUACACAGGUUGUUGAGCACUGAGCUUCGAGACAGCACCACCAACUUUGAGACUCAACCUGGGAAAGAGUUGGAAACUGCCAGAAAAGGGCUAUUGAGGAAGAUUGAGAAUAGCAGUCAAGGGCACAGGCUGGAAGUGCCAAAGAUACACCUGAAACAGGACUAG
This is a messenger RNA of Exophiala spinifera, 3465 nucleotides long. RefSeq lists its product as uncharacterized. The record is from RefSeq and is a predicted model, not a curated record. The transcript has a single exon. Bases 1 to 3465 code for a protein of 1154 amino acids. Lineage: Eukaryota; Fungi; Ascomycota; Eurotiomycetes; Chaetothyriales; Herpotrichiellaceae.